CACGCAGCAAAGCUUUCCCCAAAGAUCGAAGUAAGACAAAACACUCUGUCCCACGUUGUUGUUCCCUUCCUUGCUUCUCUCUGGAAUUCGAAAACUGUUCUUCCUCUGCUUGACGGAAACGGCCAUUUCUUCUGGCCUCCGGUGAUCCCCUCCGUCAUGAGUACCGGCGAGCUCCUCAAUAUCCACCCCCAGGACCUUCAAUUUCCCUUUGAAUUGAGGAAGCAGAUCUCCUGCUCAUUGCAGUUGUCUAACAAGACGGAUGAUUAUGUGGCUUUUAAGGUCAAGACAACGAAUCCCAGGAAAUACUGUGUUAGACCUAACACUGGAAUUGUGUUGCCGAGGUCUACUUGUGAUAUCAUAGUGACAAUGCAAGCGCAAAAGGAAGCACCUCCUGACAUGCAAUGCAAAGAUAAGUUUCUCCUUCAGAGUGUGUUGGCAAGUCCUGGUGCCACCACCAAAGAUAUCACUCCUGAUAUGUUCAAUAAAGAGUUGGGCCGUCAUGUUGACGAGUUCAAAUUGAGAGUUCUAUAUGUUGCUCCUCCUCGACCACCAUCCCCAGUUCGGGAAGGAUCAGAGGAAGGUUCUUCUCCUCGGGCUUCACUAUCAGAAAAUGGACAUUUAAAUGCCUCUGAAUUUACAAUUGCACCAAGAACUUUCAAUGAGCGGGUUGAACCUCAAGAAACUUCAUCUGAGGCAAGGACUCUCAUUCCAAAGGUGACGGAGGAGAGAAAUUAUGCUGCUGAGCAAAAUAAAAAGCUUCAGCAAGAAUUGGAUCUCUUGAGGCAAGAAGUCAGCAGAAACCAUGGUGGCGUGCCAUUUAUGUAUGUAUUUCUGGUUGGCAUUAUUGGCAUCAUUUUGGGAUACGUUUUGAAGAGGACAUGACCCCCAGAAACUUCAAAAGAGACGAAAAUGUAGAAAGCAAUGAGAUUGUGAAUGAUCCAGAAACUCGUGCUUAUUGUACCAACCAAUUGUUGUCACUCUUUGAAGGGGGGAGGGAAUUGAAUAUGUGUGAGUGUUUCUAGCUUCAUUAGCAAAUCGAUAGAUAUUGGGCAAGUUGAUGACAUUUUGUAUCUUUGGAAUUUGGGUAUUUUUAUUUAGUGUGCCAACUCUUUGAAUAAUCUUUUAGAGACUCUGAAAUGCGUAGGAAACGUGGCUAGUUGGAUGCGAAGAACAGUGAGAGGUUUGUUUUAUCUUUUUUUUUUUUUUUAACUACAAGUGGUAGCAUGCGGGAUGGAACCCACAAUCUAUCACCAGCAAGGACAAAUGAUGUCAUUAUACUACAAGGGCAUCAGCAGGUUUGUUUUUUUUUUUUUUUCUUGAGAGUUAUUUUUCCCAGUUACAAGGUACUAUUAUUCCCAUAGUAUCAGCAAUAUAUUUGUCCAUCAGUGAUCAAAUUUUCCACUGAAGGUGCUUUUUGAA
Molecule: messenger RNA, 1419 nt
Organism: Prosopis cineraria
Lineage: Eukaryota; Viridiplantae; Streptophyta; Magnoliopsida; Fabales; Fabaceae
Product: vesicle-associated protein 1-2
Exons: 8
Coding region: 157-882 (241 amino acids)
Biological process (GO): endoplasmic reticulum membrane organization
Cellular component (GO): plasma membrane; endoplasmic reticulum membrane
Source: RefSeq, a predicted model, not a curated record